Trichosurus vulpecula (common brushtail) is the source of this 3897-nucleotide messenger RNA. It is a transcript of the gene PCARE, whose product is annotated as photoreceptor cilium actin regulator. Gene Ontology annotation, biological process: photoreceptor cell outer segment organization; protein localization to photoreceptor outer segment. The transcript is spliced from 2 exons. Lineage: Eukaryota; Metazoa; Chordata; Mammalia; Diprotodontia; Phalangeridae. The record is from RefSeq and is a predicted model, not a curated record. Gene Ontology annotation, cellular component: photoreceptor outer segment; photoreceptor inner segment. Bases 1 to 3897 code for a protein of 1298 amino acids.
AUGGGGUGUGCACCUUCCCAUAGCGACAUUGUUAACAGUAUGACCAGGAGUGGUAUCCAGUUUUGGAAAAAACCCAAGAGCAUUUUGUCAGCACGUCAGGCUGGCCUUGAAAGGCUGACCAUCCCCUUGCUGGUUAAAGGCUCUACCUGCUACAGCAAUGGAGAGGCCUCACCCCAGAGGCAGAGGCAACAGGUGAUGGAGCAUCCAGAUCCCAGGAGGGAGCCAAACAUGGCCCAAAGUCUCCAUCUGUUCCCUGGGAAUCCCUCUCCAGGCAGGAGGGAACCUGGAAGCACCACCAUAGAUGCCGAAGCAGCCAUGUCAGAGACUACAGAUUCUCAGAAACACCGGACACAGUUAGAGAGUCAGAACUCCUCCGAAGAGGACUUCUGCUGGAAUGGAGAAAAGGGACAUAGUUCCAAGGUGUCGUCUAAGAAAGGAAAGACUGACCAUAUAUUGGGGAAAGAGAGUUGCUACUGCCAAGCCCAAGACUUUCUUGUUUAUGGGCUCGAAGACAAGGUGGAUUUCCCUGAACCCCUGGUGAAGGCUCACCACAGGGCUUAUGCCUUUCUGCACCCCAGCCUCUCCAGGUAUGAAGCAAUCCUGGGCAUAGCCCACGAGGCUGUCCAAACCCAGCAGUACCUCCAGCAAAUGGUGGGAUUCUUGCUCUGGCGCUUUGAUGAGAUCAACAAGCUCUUGGGAGAGAUCGCCAAUGAUGGAGAAGUCCUCCUCCAAGAAGCUGGAGCCCAUCUGGCUUGGCCAGCUGGAAAGGAGGACCCACCAUGCCAGCCGGAUCUCCUGCAACAGCUGCUGCAGUACACUGCCAACAGGAUGCAGGUUCUCCAUCACACAGUGACUUCCCUCACCUCCAGUGCUCUGCAGGACUCCAGUAGCUACCUCCACUCUGCUGCCCAACAUCUGGACAGAAAAUUAGAGGCUAAAGGAGAGCUGGACCAGUACCUCCUGAAGUCUAUCAGGCUCCUCAAAGGCUGUGUGGCUGGUCCCAGUAUGCCCAAGGUCGAUGAUCGACCUCUGUAUUCUGAAGACAGUGGUAUUGGGGCUGACAAUGAGUCUCUGCAUUCUGUGGACAAACUGGGGAAACAGGCCAGCUGGGAUUCUUUGGAUGAGUCCACAGAAAGGAAGCCCAGGGUUUCAUCUCACAGGGAGACCAAGGUGUUGGCAGAUGCCUGGCAGCACCAACCAUCAGCAUCAGGGUCCAGCAGACCCCAGGACUGUGCUCUUGAAACACAAAGAGCUCACUUCACUGCAUUGGGUAUCCCUUUAUAUGCCGAUGAAACUCUCACAAAUACACACUCGUGGUCUCUGCAGCUGGGGAAUAUGUCUUCACAUACUGCCUUAAAAACCUGGGUCCCUGAGAAAGGAGAACAUUUCAGAGAUAACAGGUUAAACGCUCCUCCACUCCUCACUGAUGAGGAAGACAGCAGUGCAGAGGAGGAGGAGGACAAUGACGAUGAAGGCGGCACCACUAGCCCAAGUCACAGUCACAGAGACACUUGGCCUUUGAGGCCAACAACUUCCCCAGCUCUCACGGAAAGUAUGUUGUGGCCGCAUUUCACGAGACUCGAGAGCUCCCAAGCCCAGGAGAUGAUUCUCAAGAUGAAGGAUGCAAUUAGUGAAAGAAUCAAGUUUGUCCCAGCUCAGCCAGCACACAAGGAAUGGACUGAGGAUGAAGAAAAGAAGAUAAUCCUCCCCGCCAGACCAAGCACAGUCAGCGAGGGCAGGAGGUCAUCUGGGAGACCGAAGAGAUCCAAGUCAGAGGAAUCUCUCAAGGGUCACUCUGAGGACCCCACACUCUUGGAACUGCAGAGAGUCCAGAAGGACCUCAGCCAGAGGCUAGAGAUGUUUUAUGGCUUCCGUAAGAAAAGGAAAACACAGAACAAAGAGGAGCACCACAUCCCCAGAACAGCUAUGUUGUGUCUGGACAGCAGAAGUAGGCCCACCCAGGGCUCCUCCAUUAGCAGGCUGAAGGCCUCCCUUGCCAAGAACCUCAGCAUUCUGCCUAGUCAGGAAAAGAUUGUCUUGCAGAAACCUGAUCCCAACUCUAAGAGUCAGCAACCCAGCAAAGGAAAAGCUGCGACACUUUCAAAGGCUACCACACCUGUCCAGGAACAUAUAUCUUGGGAGAGAGAAAAUGAGGCUCCUGAGACCCAAGGGUGGAAUGGUGAGAGAUGUAGCCCUCGACCAUCUGUCAAGAAACUCAUUGAAACAUUUAGUCCUACAGAAGAGAUGAUGACACCAAUAAGCCUCAGACCCUCAGGGGAGGUCAGUGGCAUCAAGAAAUUUGGUGUUCCCAUCAUGCCUUCCAGAUUUCCUAUUUACAGAGGGCUUGCCCCUUUGUAUCCCAAGCACCAGAUUUCUCCAGGAACAGAUGGAGAGCCCCCCAAAGUGGGCCAGAACUGGAGGCCCUUUGCACCAAUCCUCAUACCUCUCCCUAGAGUAGCACAAGUCUCCAGGAGUGCUCCCAACGGUGAAACGGAGGAGGAUUUAGAGGAUCUCCCUCCCCCACCUCCAGAAAUCUUGAUGGACAACUCAUUCAAUUCACUGAAGACCCCUGGAGAUCCAGAGCUGGGAGGGUGUCCAGCUGAAGUGCCCAACAAGCUUAAUCCAGUGGGGCUUCCCCUCACCAGGAAAACAUCAGCUUCCCAAAGGCUGAAGGCUUCCCUGAAUCCCAUUGACUUACUGCCUAGUAAAAAUAUGCCCACCCCCAUCCCUCCCAGUAGCAAAGGGUCAGGGGACACCAAGACAGAGAGGAAAGCCAAAAAUCUCUCCUUAGAACUGAUGCAUGAGCCUAGAACCAGCCACAACCAAGAGAAACCAGGUGUGGCCGGGAAACAGCCAAAAGUAGAAGAGGCUGCAAGUCUCCACAAGCAACCCCAUAAGGUGAUACCUCUGCCCCACCCCAGCAGCACAGCUGGGCUGAAUGGAAACAAGGAAGCUGCCAUGCCCAGGCUACCCCGACCCGAAGCGCUGAGACAGGGCCAAGAGAAGAACCCGGCUCUGGUCAGGAAAGUCUCCCCUACUAGGAUACACUGGUCACACAGGACGGAAAAGAGAAACCUUAGCCCACCUGCCUCACACAGACCCACUGGGCUGCCGGCCCAGCCGAGCCUUUCCCAUGUGCAAAGACAGUCCAGUCCACCUUUUAGCCCUAGGACAAGCCCUCCAGUCAGGGCCAGGACUCCUAGCCCCCCAACGAGCCCCAAGACAACAAGCCCCCCAGCAUCAAGAAAAUCAGCUUCUCCACUCCUCCAACCCAAAAAUCCCAGUUCUCCCACAGAAGUCCCUCAGAGCCCCCCAGCUCCCCAAGAGCUCUCAAGCCCACAGGUCAGUCACAGAGAAGUGAGCCCCCCUCCCUCCGGCUCCACCCCUACACCCCCGAUCUCCCCAUCCCAGGAACCCAAGGAGCCAAGUCCAUGCAGGGAGAGUGAUCCAGCUCCAGUCAAGGUGGCGCCCAACACCUGCUCCAUAUUCUGUCCUGCAGCCUCCUCUCUGUUUGAGGCCAAAUCCCUAUCCUCCCCCAAAGGAUCACCCACAGAGGGUGGGGAGCAUCCGGAGAUGGCAGCAGAGGCUAAGAGAACCAUGGCACUGCCAAGGCAGUGGGGGGAGCCCCAGAGGAGGAUGGCUUUGUGUGCUCUCAACCCCCAGCCUUUCAUCAGAAGGACUGCCUCUGACCAUCGGCCAAGAGUACGCCUCCGGCUGCCGGGCUCAGCCUCUGUUGGGACCACGAGUGAACUGUGCAGCCAGACCAGCUCAGAGGAGAGUUCUCCAAAGGAACUAGCACCUUGGAAUAGCCUCUGCCUAUCAGACAUGAAGGGAAGCAGCAAGUGGGCAUCCCACCCUGACCUCUAUGUGGUUGGUCGAGGGUUCCAGAGGGAGUGA